AGGAGGUUCAGCACCACGGACAGCGGCGGCAUCAUGCCCGGUGCCCGCGGCACCUUCUCCCCCAAGAAGCGGCGCUGAGCAGCGGACCCGUCCCCUCCUUCACUCCUCCAUUGAUGCGGCCGCAUCCCCGCACAUCUGCCCGUCUUGUAUGAAGAGCUCAACCCGGAGGACAUGGCUGACAGGACGGCGCCCAACUGCCACCUCCGGCUGGAAUGGGUGUACGGCUACCGGGGCCACCAGUGCCGGAACAACCUGUACUACACGGCGGCCAAGGAGAUCGUGUACUUCGUGGCGGGGGUCGGGGUGGUCUACAACACCCGGGAGCACAAGCAGAAAUUCUACGUGGGCCACAACGACGACAUCAUCAGUUUGGCCCUACACCCUGAGAGGCUGCUGGUGGCUACUGGGCAAGUCGGGAAGGAGCCGUAUAUCUGCGUGUGGGACUCGUACUCGGUGCAGACCGUCUCCAUAUUGAAAGAUGUCCACACUCACGGGAUUGCUUGCCUGGCGUUUGAUAUGGAUGGUCAGCGCCUGGUGUCUGUUGGCCUCGACUCCAAGAACACGAUUUGUGUAUGGGACUGGAGGAAAGGGAAGAUGCUCUCUAUGGCCCCGGGUCACUCUGACAGGAUCUUUGACAUCUCGUGGGAUCUCUACCAACCGAAUAAGCUGGUCAGCUGCGGAGUGAAGCACAUAAAGUUUUGGACCCUAUGUGGGAAUUCACUGACCCCAAAGCGCGGUGUUUUUGGGAAGACGGGUGACCUACAGACCAUACUGUGCCUGGCGUGUGCGAGGGACGAGGUGACCUAUUCCGGAGCGCUGAAUGGAGACAUAUACGUAUGGAAGGGCAUGAACCUCGCUCGGACAAUCCAGGGGGCGCACACGGCAGGGAUCUUCAGCAUGAACGCCUGCGAGGAGGGAUUUGCCACCGGCGGACGAGACGGCUGUGUGCGCCUGUGGGAUUUAAACUUUAAACCUAUUACUGUUAUCGAUCUCAGGGAAACAGACCAAGGAUAUAAAGGUUUAUCCGUGCGGAGUGUGUGCUGGAGGGGAGACCACAUACUGGUGGGGACGCAGGACAGCGAGAUCUUCGAGAUUGUGGUGCACGAGCGGAACAAACCUUUCCUGAUAAUGCAGGGACACUGUGAGGGCGAGCUCUGGGCCCUGGCCGUCCACCCAACUAAACCGCUGGCGAUUACCGGGAGCGACGACCGAUCAGUGAGGAUCUGGAGUCUGGUGGACCAUGCGCUCAUUGCUCGCUGCAAUAUGGAGGAACCAAUCCGCUGCGCAGCAGUCAGCACAGAUGGCAUCCACCUAGCGCUGGGCAUGAAGGAUGGAUCCUUUACUGUACUCCGUGUCAGGGACAUGACGGAAGUCGUGCACAUCAAGGACAGGAAGGAAGCCAUCCAUGAGCUGAAGUACUCGCCAGACGGAAACUUCUUGGCUGUGGGCUCCAACGACAGUUCCGUGGACAUCUAUGGGGUCGUCCAAAGAUACAAGAAAGUGGGCGAGUGUCUAGGAUCGGUGUCCUUCAUCACACACAUGGACUGGUCCUCCGAUAGUAAAUAUAUGCAGACCAAUGAUGGAAGCGGCAAAAGAAUGUUCUACAGAAUGCCAGGGGGCAAGGAGAUCUCCAGCAAGGAGGAGCUGAAGGGCGUGCAGUGGGCCCGAUGGACGUGCGUCACCGGAACCGAAGUGAAUGGCAUCGGUCCCAAAUAUUCUGACAUCAAUGAGAUCAACUCUGUAGAUGCCAAUUAUCUUGGGCAAGUGUUGGUGACGGCCGAUGACUACGGGAUAGUGAAGCUUUUCCGGUAUCCAUGUCCAAGAAAAGGAGCAAAGUUUAAGAAGUACCUGGGUCACUCCGCUCAUGUGACCAGCGUGCGGUGGUCACAUGACUAUCAGUGGAUUAUUUCGGUUGGCGGCGCGGAUCAUUCUGUGUUCCAGUGGAAGUUUAUCCCGGACAGAAAAUUGAAGGACGCUCUGCACAUCGCUCCACAAGAGAGUUUAAUGGAUUCUAACAGUGAUGAAUCAGAUUCGGAACAGUCUGACGUUCCAGAGCUGGACUCUGAAAUAGAACAGGAGACACAGAUCACGUAUCGGCGACAGGUGUAUAAAGAAGAUCUACCUCAGCUUAAAGAGCAAUGCAAAGACAAACACAGAAGUGCUUCUUCCAAGAGGAGGGAACGCGCUCCCGUGAACAGCAUCCGCCUGCAUUUUGUGCAUGGGUACCGGGGCUAUGACUGCCGGAGCAACCUCUUUUACACCCAGACGGGUGAGAUCGUUUACCACGUGGCGGCCAUCGGAGUGGUGUACAACCGGCAGCAGAACACGCAGAGGUUCUACCUGGGCCACACCGAUGAUAUUCUCUGCCUGGCCAUUCACCCCUUGAAGGAUUUCGUAGCUACAGGUCAGGUGGGCAGAGACUGCACCGUGCACAUCUGGGACUGCGAGACAAUCAAACCUCUUUCAGUGUUGAAAGGACAUCACCAGUACGGAGUGUGCGCCGUGGACUUCUCAGCGGAUGGGAAGCGCCUGGCCUCUGUCGGCAUCGACGACCAUCACACUGUGGUCUUGUGGGACUGGAAAAAGGGCGAGAAACUGUCAUCAGUCAGAGGGAGUAAAGAUAAAAUCUUUGUGGUGAAGAUUAACCCCUACAUGCCCGAUAAACUGAUCACUGCGGGGGUGAAGCACAUGAAGUUCUGGAGGCGCGCAGGUGGGGGUCUGAUUGGACGCAAGGCGUGCAUAGGGACCGGCUCGAAGAUUGACACCGUGAUGUGUGUGGUGUACGGGUGGACAGAGGAGAUGUCCUUCUCAGGAACCUCCACUGGAGACAUCUGUAUCUGGAGAGACCUGUUCCUGAUGAAGACUGUGAAGGCUCACGACGGGCCGGUGUUCAGUAUGCACGCCCUGGAUAAGGGCUUUGUGACCGGUGGGAAGGAUGGAGUGGUGGCGCUCUGGGAUGAUUCUUUUGAACGAUGCCUCAAAACCUACGCUAUCAAGAGGGCUGCACUGGCUCCAGGCUCUAAAGGGCUGCUCCUAGAAGACAACCCUUCCAUUCGUGCCAUAACUCUGGGACACGGCCAUAUCCUAGUGGGAACGAAGAAUGGAGAGAUUCUGGAGGUUGACAAGAGUGGACCGGUCACUCUGCUGGUCCAGGGACACAUGGAAGGGGAGGUCUGGGGUCUGGCUGCCCACCCCCACUUACCAAUCUGUGCCACUGUGAGCGAUGACAAGACCCUGCGCAUCUGGGACCUGUCCCCCAGUCACUGCAUGCUGGCCGUGCGCAAACUCAAGAAGGGUGGCCGUUGCUGUUCAUUCUCCCCGGAUGGCAAGGCUUUGGCCGUGGGUCUGAAUGACGGAAGCUUCCUGAUUGUGAAUGCGGACACGCUGGAAGACCUGGUGUCCUUCCACCACAGGAAGGAUGUGAUCUCGGACAUCCGCUUCUCCCCUGGCAGCGGGAAAUAUUUGGCCGUUGCCUCCUUCGACAACUUUGUGGAUAUUUAUAACGUGAUGAGCAGCAAACGGGUCGGGGUGUGCAAGGGGUCGUCCAGCUACAUCACCCACCUGGACUGGGACAUGAGGGGUAAACUCUUACAGGUGAACACUGGUGCAAAGGAGCAACUGUUUUUUGAGGCCCCGCGAGGGAAAAGACAAAUGAUUCCAGCUCAUGAGGUAGAAAAAAUUUCCUGGUCUUCUUGGACAAGUGUCCUGGGUCCGAGCUGUGAGGGCAUCUGGCCGGUGAUCGGGGAGGUCAGCGACGUGACAGCCGCCUCACUCAGCAACGACGGCAGAAUCUUAGCCACCGGGGACGACUUUGGAUUUGUGAAGCUUUUUCGGUAUCCGGUGAAAGGGAAGUUUGGGAAAUUUAAGAGGUAUGUGGCUCACAGCUCCCACGUCACCAACCUGCACUGGAUCUAUGAUGACAGCCUCCUGGUCAGUGUUGGGGGGCCGGACACCUCCCUCAUGCUCUGGACUCACGAAGUGGAAGGACAUCGGGAGAUGAGACAGUGUGACAGUGAGGAGUCGGACAUAGACUCUGAAGAAGAUGGAGGUUAUGACAGCGACGUGACGAGGGAGAAUGAGAUGAUGUACACCAUCAAAGCCUUAUCCACCAGCAUCCGGCCAAUGGCGGGAAUCAAGCCUCACCUGCAGCAGAAGGAGCUGUCCCUGGACGAAAGGCAGGGAGUAGUCCGGCCUCCCGUCAGCAGAGCGUUACCGCCGCCCGAGAAACUUCAGACCAAUAACGUCGGGAAGAAGAAGAGACCCAUUGAGGAUCUGGUGCUGGAGCUGGUGUUUGGGUACCGGGGUAAAGACUGUCGGAAUAACGUGCACUAUCUGAAUGACUGUGCUGAUAUCUUGUACCAUGCUGCCUCUGUUGGGAUCCUGUACAAUGUCGCCACAGGAUCUCAGAGUUUUUACCAGGAACACACAGAUGACAUUUUGUGCCUCACGAUCAACCAGCAUCCAAAGUUCACCAACAUAGUGGCAACUGGCCAAGUAGGUGAUGCAGCGGACAUGUCCGCCUCGGCCCCCUCCAUACAUGUGUGGGAUGCAAUGAGUAAGCAGACCCUCUCCGUACUGCGCUGCUUUCACUCCAAGGGCGUGUGCUCCGUCAGCUUCAGUGCCACCGGAAAACUGCUCCUGUCUGUGGGGCUGGACCCAGAACAUACCGUCACCAUCUGGAAAUGGCAGGAAGGUGCCAAACUUGCCAGUAAAGUCGGUCACAACCAGCGGAUUUUUGUGGCUGAAUUCCGCCCGGACUCUGACACCCAGUUUGUGUCUGUGGGGGUGAAACAUGUGCGGUUCUGGACACUAGCCGGGAGGGCGCUACUGAGUAAGAAGGGGAUGCUGAGUUCAAUAGAGGAUGCCAGGAUGCAGACCAUGUUGGCUGUGGCGUUCGGAGCUGGAAACCUGACCUUUACUGGUACAAUCAGCGGGGACGUCUGCGUCUGGAAGGACCACAUUUUAUCACGGAUUGUGGCCAAAGCUCACAAUGGGCCGGUGUUUACCAUGUACACCACCCUGCGGGACGGGCUGAUCGUGACCGGGGGCAAGGAAAGACCGUCCAAAGAGGGAGGCGCAGUGAAGCUUUGGGACCAAGAGCUGAAAAGAUGUCGUGCCUUCCGGCUAGAAACCGGCCAGACGACGGACUGCGUGCGAUCCGUGUGCAGGGGGAAGGGUAAGAUUCUGGUAGGAACCCGAAAUGCAGAAAUCAUUGAAGUCGGGGAGAAGAACGCGGCGUGUAACAUACUGAUUAAUGGUCACAUGGACGGCCCCGUGUGGGGACUGGCAACUCAUCCGACCCGAGACUUCUUCCUGUCGGCAGCAGAAGACGGGACAGUCCGGUUAUGGGACAUUGUAGACAAGAAGAUGCUUAAUAAGGUGAAUCUGGGCCACGCGGCUCGCACCGUCUGCUACAGUCCGGAGGGAGAUAUGGUGGCCAUAGGGAUGAAGAAUGGAGAGUUCAUCAUCUUGCUCGUGGCUUCCUUAAAGAUCUGGGGAAAGAAGAGAGACCGGAGGUCGACAAUCCAUGACAUCAGGUUCAGCCCAGACUCUCAUUACCUGGCAGUGGGAUCCAGUGAAAACGCAGUGGAUUUCUAUGAUCUCACCAUCGGGCCCUCGCUGAAUCGCAUCAGUUACUGCAAAGACAUCCCCAGCUUUGUGCUGCAGAUAGACUUCUCUGCCGACAGUCGUUACGUGCAGGUUUCCACGGGUUGUUAUAAGAGACUGGUCUAUGAAGUGCCUUCAGGAAAACUCCUCACGGAACAAGCUGUGAUUGACCGGAUAACAUGGGCCACCUGGACCAGCGUCCUGGGCGAGGAGGUGGUAGGAAUCUGGUCCAGACAUAAUGAGAAGUCAGAUGUGACAUGCGCCUGCGUCUCUCACUCAGGAAUUAGCCUGGUUACGGGUGAUGACUUUGGAAUGGUCAAACUGUUCGACUUCCCCUGUCCUGAGAAAUUUCUUAUUUGUAUGGAAAUGUGUCCACAUGCCGCACUGAUGGCAGCACGAUUGCACGACCUUCCACCUCUGCCAGCGGGUGGAGCCCGGGAACACUUGUUCCUGCAGAAUCGCAAAGAGGAAGCAUCCAAAUCCAGAGAAGAGCGCGUCCUGCGGAGAAGGCGGGAGUCGAGUGGAUCAGCUUUACAUGGAAGCAUGUGCAAUCCCUUCUCCGCGGGGGUUGAUCUAUUCAGAGCAGGAGUCGAUGUUUCUAUUCCAGUUGCCGGAAAGAUGUGGCGUUACGUUGUGAACCAUAUACCAGCAUGGAGAUUCCCCUCUGAGGAUGGCGCAGAGCAGCCAGGACAUGGCACCAGGGCCUCGCUUGCUCUAAUAGCUGUGCCAGCCAGGAUGCGAGUGCCUUCCCUUCUCUCCCAAAGUCUGACGUUUCCCGUCUUUGCCUUGUUCAGUCCGUUCCGCGCUGACGUUGCCAUAUUAUGUGCUGCUUGUUAUGAAGAUGUUCUCCGGUCCGUUGUUCUUAAGCCUCUUCGGUGCUAGAAGGGGGCUGUAUCUCAUAUUGGGGGUCAGUGGGAGCAUUUACUCUGAGUAACAAAUAGAAUUUCUGAUAAGUUUUUUUCAAGUUUUAUUUGGCAUCAAUGAAGGUGGAGGGCGUCUUAGGCCUUAUUCACACAACAGACUGUCCGUUUUUCCUGGCCAUUUUCGCAUCUGUUCCAUGAUCGGCUGAAUUUCACUGGCUUUUUUUUUUUAAAAUAAAAUUCCAACCCCUGACGCAUGUAUAAAUGUUCCCCAUACUGGUCAUCAGCUGUAAAGUUUUUUUUAGCCGGAAAAAACAACUCACCUCAGCCACUUGCACGCGCAGAGGCAUUCGCUCCUCUCUUGAGGACCUGUGCACAAGCGAGAUGACAUCAUCACACUUGAGUGCAGGUCCUUCGGAAUCAAGACAGAAGUGACUGCCUCUGCAGUUGCCAUUGGAUAAGAUAAAUAAAGUUAUUUAACCCCUUAAAGGCCAUAUUGCACAAGUGGACCCGUUUUUAACGGCCAUUAGAUGGGUGUUAUUCACUGACUUAAUAAAAAAAAAAAAGCCAUGUGAAUAGCCCCAUAGACUGCAAUGGUUCUGAAAAUGGCCAUUUUUCACUGUCAUGUGAAUGUAGCCUUAGAAAAUAAUUAAAUUCCGCAGGAAAUGACAAUUCUGGAAUAUGUAUUCUUAUGACUCCAUGUUGUGCCAUUCUCUUAUUUCUGUUACCAGUUUUUUUUGGGGGGAGGGGUUUCCGCACAGUCUAGCAUUGUGCAGAUCCAUCUCCGUACAGUAUUCGGGUCCAUUCACACAUCCAUGUGUGUUUUGCGGAUCUGCAAAACAAAGACCGCGGCAUUGUGCGU
This is a messenger RNA of Bufo gargarizans (Asiatic toad), 7329 nucleotides long. It is a transcript of the gene EML5, whose product is annotated as EMAP like 5. The transcript has 42 exons. Gene Ontology annotation, molecular function: microtubule binding. The record is from RefSeq and is a predicted model, not a curated record. Bases 172 to 6489 code for a protein of 2105 amino acids. NCBI's taxonomy places the organism in Eukaryota, Metazoa, Chordata, Amphibia, Anura, Bufonidae.